Molecule: messenger RNA, 1763 nt
Organism: Archocentrus centrarchus (flier cichlid)
Lineage: Eukaryota; Metazoa; Chordata; Actinopteri; Cichliformes; Cichlidae
Product: tripartite motif-containing protein 16-like
Exons: 2
Coding region: 22-1695 (557 amino acids)
Molecular function (GO): zinc ion binding; protein binding
Source: RefSeq, a predicted model, not a curated record
UCUCACAUAAGGAAGACGAAAAUGGCUCAGAAAGGAGUUCAGCUGGACCGAGAAACCUUCUCUUGUUCCAUCUGUUUGGAUCUACUGAAGGAUCCGGUGACUACGAGCUGUGGACACAGCUACUGCAUGAACUGUAUUAAAACACACUUUGAUGAAGAAGACAAGAAGGGAAUCCACAGUUGCCCUCAGUGCAGGAAGACUUUCAUACCGAGGCCUGUCCUGGAGAAAAACAUCAUGUUAGCAGAGUUGGUGGAACAGCUGAAGAAGACUGGACUCCAAGCUGCUCCAGCUGAUCACUGCUAUGCUAGAGCUGAAGAUGUGGCCUGCGAUGUCUGCACUGGGAGGAAGCUGAAAGCAACCAAGUCCUGUCUGGUAUGCCUGGCCUCUUACUGUGAGAAACACCUCCAACCUCACUAUGAUGUAGCUCCAUUAAAGAAACACAAGCUGGUGGCCCCCUCCAAGAAGCUCCAGGAGAACAUCUGCUCUCGUCAUGAUGAGGUGAUGAAGAUUUUCUGUCGUACUGAUCAGCAGAGUAUCUGUUAUCUCUGCUCAAUGGAUGAACAUCAAGGCCAUGAAACAGUCCCAGCUGCAGCAGAAAGGACCGAGAAGCAGAAGGAGCUCGAGGUGAGACGACUAAACAUCCAGCAGAGAAUCCAGGACCGAGAGAAAGAUGUGAAGCUGCUUCAACAGGAGGUGGAGGCCAUCAAUGGCUCUGCUGAUAAAGCAGUGGAGGACAGUGAGAAGAUGUUGACUGAGCUGAUCCGUCUGAUCCAGAAAAGAAGCUCUGAUGUGAAGCAGCAGGUCAGAUCCCAGCAGGAAACUGAAGUGAGUCGAGUCAAAGAGCUUCAGGAGAAGCUGGAGCAGGAGAUCGCUGAGCUGAAGAGGAAAGACGCCGAGCUGGAGCAGCUCUCACACACAGAGGAUCACAACCAGUUUCUACACAACUACCCCUCACUGUCAGCACUCAGUGAGUCUACACACUCAUCCAGCAUCAAUAUUGGUCCUCUGAGGUACUUUGAGGAUGUGACAGCAGCUGUGUCAGAGACCAGAGAUAAACUACAGGACAUCCUGAGAGAGGAAUGGACAAACAUCUCACUGAGAGUUACUGAAGUGGAUGUUUUACUGUCACCAUCAGAGCCAAAGACCAGAGCUGGAUUCUUAAAAUAUUCACAUGAAAUCACACUGGAUCCAAACACAGCAUAUACACGUCUGUUAUUAUCUGAGGGGAACAGAAAAGUAACAUUUAUGAAACAACAACAGUUUUAUUUUGAUCAUCCAGACAGAUUCACUGUAUAUUAUCAGGUCCUGAGUAAAGAGAGUCUGACUGGACGUUGUUACUGGGAAGUGGAGUGGAGAGGGGGAGGAGUUUGUGUAGCAGUUGCAUACAAGAAUAUCAGUAGAGCAGGUAUCUUAUUUGGAUGUUUAUUUGGAUCUAAUGACAAAUCUUGGGCAUUACGUUGUGACACAAACAGUUAUGAAUUUUGGCACAACACAAUAAAAACUCCCUUCUCAGGUCCUCAGUCCUCCAGAGUAGGAGUGUACCUGGAUCACAGAGCAGGUAUUCUGUCUUUCUACAGCGUCUCUGAAACCAUGACUCUCCUCCACAGAGUCCAGACCACAUUCACUCAGCCGCUCUAUGCUGGACUUUAUCUUUUGAAUGAUGGAGUCACUGCAAAGUUGAUUAAAGUCAGAUAGACAGAGAAGAUAGGUUCAUGUUGAUCCCUGAACAUUAUAUGUACUCAAGGGCGUAGGAAUGAGUUUAA